Oncorhynchus masou masou (cherry salmon) is the source of this 5558-nucleotide messenger RNA. Its product is annotated as zinc finger protein 408-like. Gene Ontology annotation, cellular component: nucleoplasm. Gene Ontology annotation, molecular function: RNA polymerase II cis-regulatory region sequence-specific DNA binding; DNA-binding transcription repressor activity, RNA polymerase II-specific. The coding region runs from base 193 to 1770 and encodes 525 amino acids. The transcript has 3 exons. The record is from RefSeq and is a predicted model, not a curated record. Gene Ontology annotation, biological process: regulation of transcription by RNA polymerase II. Lineage: Eukaryota; Metazoa; Chordata; Actinopteri; Salmoniformes; Salmonidae.
CCGGAAAAGAACAGCGACCAAGAACAAUUUCCACGUUAGAGUUGUUGUUAUUUAUACGUUUAUUAACACCAUGGAACUCAAAAUUAACAAUUUAACUGCACAACAUCACAUACCUACAGCACUUGGUUGACAGAUGUUAUCGAUUGUCGAGGUAACGCUAGCCAGCUAGUUAGCGGAUAACGUUAGCUAACGAUGGCUAACAGUAUGGUUUUUCACACUCAAAUAGCCUCCAUCAUGGAGGUGUUAGCGAAUGCAGCCGUGGCAGAGGUCUGUAAACUCGUAGACGACGAUUAUGCAGUGUUUCGUUUGGAAAUGUCUCAAAGCCAGAAAGAAAACAGGGCAUUGCGAAGGAAACUACAGCUAUUCGAACUGAAGGUAGCACGGGAGCGCGUCCUCACCAGUCGUCCCAAUAGUGUCAAGCUCGUCGACAGACACAGAGGAAUAGCAAGAGGUGAAGGACAUCUCACUGGAGGUCACAGGAGUUUUGUGAAGCCAGUGGGACACAAUACAUGGAGAGAUGACCAACCAAUCACUGUUGAUGAGGGGAGUGGAACCUCAACCCAGCCCGUUAUCGUGAUAGAGUCUGCAGAUGCAGAGGCUGCUGGUCCUGGGGUUAAGCAGGAGAAGACUGAAAGAGAGGAGGACCCACAGCAAAGCAGAGACAUCCAGACUGGACCGACUGGAAUGCCCCCUGUAGCCACGGAGGACACCGCCCCAGCGCAGUCCAGUUACCAACGCAUUGUCACUGAGGUCUGUGGAACACCAGAGGCUGUCCUAAAGUCAGAGACGGACACUGAGAUUUUAACUGUAACACACAGGCUUUUACACACAGGACCUGACCACGGAUCAGACCCAGAGAGACUUGGGCUGGGGCCAUUGGGCUGUCCUCCUGUUCCCGGCUCAGAAUACUUACCGAUAUUUCACCAGGUCCAGAGGACGGUUCAUUCUCGUGGAGAUGGUGAGGUGUUAUACACAGGCAUUGAUGACUUGUCUUGUACUUACGCAACAGAGAUGGACCCUGGAAACGUAUCCUUGGAUUUAGAGACACAGAAUGAUCUGUCUAGAGGGGACUGGAACCGGUACAGUAGUAGUGUAUACUCUGAAGGGUGCCUAGAUAAGAAAGGAGAGGUUAUAGUCGUAGACGAAGUGACUGUGAAAGUGGAGGGUGACGCUCCUCCCACAUGGAAUGCAAAUAGUCACCUAGGAGACAGACACUCACAAGGCAGAGAUUUCUUAGAUUACAGGGAAAGCUUAGAGACAAAUCCAAAUGUCGUCCACCCGUUACGGGAUCGCGACCCAGUGUCCACGUCAAUGGGGCCUUCCGAUUCACACGGCUGUGCCCUUAUGGAUCAGGCAUUGAACUCAAAAGACAGGGCUAGAGCCCAGGCUCUGGGGGGGGAAGCAACAUCUGCCAAAAAACAGGGGGUGAAACCCUUUAGCUGUACCCAGUGUUCUAUGCGCUUCGCCCAGGCUGGCAACCUGAAGAGGCACCAGAGGGUCCACACAGGGGAGAAACCAUUCAGCUGUACCCAGUGUCACAUGUGUUUCGCCCAGGCUGGUGACCUGAAGAGACACCAGAGGGUCCACACAGGAGAGAGACCUUACAGCUGCCCCCAGUGUGAGAAGAGGUUCUCCCACCAGCACCAUCUGAAGAUGCACUUGAAGAUCCACACUGAAGCGAGGCUGUUCGCCUGUACGCCCUGUGGGAAGAGAUUUUCAGAUAGGAGCUACCUCAGGAUACACCAGCAGAAAAACCAUUCCACUCUAUAACAUAGAAAGUAACAAUUUGACUCGAUAGCUUCUGACGUUUAGAUCAAACCCUGCAUUAAAAGAUUAACUUUCAUUGUUGUCAGCAGAACAUUUGGAUUAACAAGAGUCACAGAUUUCCGUGUUGAAUAUUCCUGGGUAGAAUAAUGCAUCCUACAAUACUGUGUAGACCAGUGGUCACCAACCUAUUCAAGAUCACUUUCAUUGAUCUAUCGCUCAGAAUUAAAAAAAAACAUUACUUAACAGUUUUGUAGGAAUGAGGUUUGGGCAGUAGGACUAAUACAUUAUCACAGCAUACUGGCAAUAUGCCUGGCCUGCCAAUAUUUGUUCUUCUCAGACCAUAUUUCAAAACUCAAGCUUUGUUUACAAAAUAGAUCAGUUGGUGUAGCAACUUGCUUAGCAUAAAUUGAAAUAAUUUGCUUUUUUAUUUUACUGGACUGAUGGUACCUGCAUCUGAUUGUCAUGGUGCUUUCAAUACAAAUGGGAGCUCGGGAAAAAACUAGGUCAAAUCAUGAUGUCAGUGAUCUUCAGGUUGCAUUAGUCUCAGUGGAGGGAGGGAAAGAACAGCAGAGGGUCCACUUCUCACAGUCACUGCUCUCUCCUACUUUUCCUCUGGUGAGACUGAACAGAGAGAGGGGACACUGUCUUCCACCUGAUGGCGAAACUCGAGUCGAAAGUGAAAUAUUCCUCUUAAAGUAGACACGACGAUGGACUAAUAAUAAUUUAAAAAUGCAGGGCAAGCAAUACACUUGGCUACUCAUUCAUUGCAGCUGCAUCGCGAGUGGAAGUAGUAGAGAAGAGCAUUUUAUGUUUUGCAAUGGUGCUGAAUCAUUUUUAUUUUUGACAUGAACUCACUCAUAAAAACAGCAGCUCUUUACUGUAUUCUUUGACAGUCUCUGUGGUCAUGGUUUUAAAAGUUAUUAAGUCUUACGUAGGCUAGUAUCAAACUUUACUGUGGAAGCUCUGUAGGCCCAGUGAUUUGAGCUAUCUGAUUGGCCAGUGCAGUAGGCUCACUCACUCGGUCCACCUGGUAGGUUUGUCUUUUCAAACAAAUGGAAUGGUUCAAAAUGGGAAGACUUUGCUUGAUCGGUGACAGCACCUACCGCCAACAGCGCAACACAAAUCAAAUUUAAAAAGGAGCGCAAGCCUUUAUCACAACCUUUAUCGUCGUUUUUUCUACAGAACUGUUUGGUGUGGAAUGUCUUGAAGAUUGACUGGUUGGUGAUCACUGGUGUAGGCUAUAUGAUGUUCACAAAUUCCUAUUUUAUACAUCCAUUCACCAACUAAAUUUUUUUCCCAAGACACUUUUAAUGAGGAAAUUAAUGCAGUUUAUCAAGUUAAUGCAGUUUCUUCGUUGAGGUCUGUGUGUGUGUGGUUUUCACCCUGUUCUGCAUUCACCCGACAGCGCUUUAACAAAUCUAAUCAAAUCUAAUCAAGUUCACUGGUCGCAUACACAGAUUUGCAGAUGAUAUCGCAGGUGCAGCCAAGUGCUUGUGUUUCCAACAGUUCAGUAAUUAAUACCAGGUAACAUAAAACAAUACACACAUAAUCCCGAGUGGCGCAGCGGUCUAAGGCACUGCAUCUCAGUGCUAAAGGCAUCACUACAGACACCCUGGUUCAAAUCCAGGCUGUAUCACAACCAGCCGCGAUUUGGAGUCCUAUAGGGUGGCGCACAAUUGGCCCAGUGUCGUCUGGGUUUGGGCGGUGUAGGCCGUCAUUGUAAAUACGAAUUUGUUCUUAAGUUCUUAACUGACUUGCCUAGUUAAAUAAAUGUUAACAAAUAUAUAUUUUAUAUAUAUAUAUAUAUAUAUAUGUAGAAAUUAAGAAAUUUCAGAACAAUCCUUGUCAGAGUCCGGAAUAUACAAUGAAAGUAUUCAUACCCUUUGACUUAUUCCAUAUUGUGUUGUGUUACAGCCUGAAUUCAAAAAUUUGUUUUUAGACAUUUUUGCAAAUGUAUUGAUAAUGAAAUACAGAAUUAUCUAAUUUACGUAAGUGUUCACACCCCUGAGUCAAUACUUUGUAGAAGCACCUUUUUGGCAGUAAUUACAGCAGUGAGUCUGUAAGUCUCUAAGAGCUUUCCACACCUGGAUUGUGCAACAUUUGCCCAUUUAUUAUUUUCAAAAUUCUUCUAUCUCUUUCAAAGUGGUUGUUGAACAUUGCGAGACAACUGUUUUCAGGUUAGAUUUUCAAGUAGAUUUUAGUCAAAACUGUAACUCGGCCACUCAGGAACAUUCAAUGUCUUCUUGGUAAGAAACCCCAGUGUCGAUUUGGCCUUGUGUUUUAGGUUGUCAUGCUGAAAGGUGAAUUAAUCUCCCAGUGUCUGGUGGAAAGCAGACUGAACCAGGUUUUCCUCUUGGAUUUUGCCUGUGGUUAGCUCCAUUCCAAUUAUUUUUUUAUCCUGAAAAACUCCCCAGUCCCUAAAGAUUACAAGCAUACCCACAACAGGAUGCAGCCAUCACUAUGAUUGAAAAUAUGGAGAGUGGUACUCAGUGAUGUAUUGGAUUUGCCCCAAACAUACCACUUUGUAUUCAGAACAAAAAGUUAAUUGCUUUGCCACAUGUUUUGCAGUAUUACGUUAGUGCCUUGUUGCAAACAGAAUGCAUGUUUUGGAAUAUUUUUAUUCUGUACAAGCUUCCUUUUCACUCUGUAAUUUAUGUUAGUGGAGUAACUACAAUGUUGUUGAUCCAUCCUCAAUUUUCUCCUUAUACAGCCAUUAAACAAUGUAACUGUUUUAAAGUUAUCAUUGGCCUCAUGGUGAAAUCCCUGAGCGGUUUCCUUCCUCUCCGGCAACUGAGUUGGGUAGGAUGCAUGUUUCUUUGUAGUGACUAGGUGUAUUGAUACAUCAUCCAAAGUGUAAUUAAUAACAUCACCAUGCUCAAAGGGAUAUUCAAUGUUUGCUUUUUUUAUAUGUACCAACCUACCAAUAGGUGCCCUUCUUUGCGAGGCAUUGGAAAUCACUUUCAUGGGAUUUCCACAACAUUCUAAAGGGUCCAUUUUGACAUCUUGACUUCCAACAUUCUAUUAUAUUCAACAAUAUAACAUUUGACACAAAUCUGUUACUUUGACCACUUUCACAAAGUGUGUGUUUGAACACUUCCUCUACUUUUCUGCUAUUCAAAUAUGAAAUCAGAGCAAAAAUAUCUUAACGAUACAGCUGUUUUGGUAACCCCCCAAAAAUUCUAACAACUGAAAUUCUAACCACUUUCCCAAGAAGUGAGACAAAAAGUUAGUGUAGGAAAUCUUCUUCUGCUUUUCAAAUAUGAAAUCAGAACAGGAAUAGUUUCUAACAAUCAAAGGUUAGAGCUGUUUUAGUAACCUCAUCGACUGCUUUCAUUGGGCUAUUGUCCCACUCAUGUAACUUCGUUGGUGACAUUUCCCUGGUUAGCAUAGCAACAUUUGGUCUCACUUUGCAUUUAAUAGCCCUCUUGACUCAGUCUGUUAGAUGUGCCACAAUUUUUGUUUUCUACAGUUAAGAAGUCACAAAAACAUUGAGACCAGUACACACACUCCUUCCACAAGGAUCUGCUGUCCAGAUUGACAAGCCCAUCUUGACGUUGUUGUACGAAAAGAGGGUACGCACAGUUGAUACAAGCUGCGACCACAGAAAAUAAUACCCUGCUGGAUCCAGUGUUCAUUUCACAACCACAAACUUGCUUCCAUUCAGAUAUGCUGCAGAGAUACUGAAGCUAUCACAACCCAGUGUAUUGCAUUUUCACUUCAGACAUCUCCCAGGUAUGAAUCUUGACUAAAACAUUGGUAUCACAUUUCACUGCUUGCAUUCGUUCUGUCUU